AUGAUAAAAAACUUAAUAAAAAAAAGCUUAAACGAUUCAUAUGUAUACGAAUACAUUAAAUUAUAAUAAAAUAAUCUUGAUUGCAUUCUCAUUAAAGAUCCAUAAGCAGAUAAAAGUACAUGUUCACUAACCGUAAAUGUCGGUAGCUUAGAAGACCCUCAGCAUUUAUAAGGACUAGCUCAUUUUUGUGAACAUAUGUUAUUUUUAGGAACAUAAAAAUAUCCACAAGAAAAUCGUUUUUCAUAAUUCUUUAAAUCUCCUUUGUUUACUGAAAGUUGUACUUAGAGGGAAUUAUAGGCAAUAAAUAACGAAAAUAAAAAGAAUUUUUUAAUAGACGCAAGAAGAUAAUUUUAAAUAAUUCGAAAUAUGAGUAAAUAGGAUAAUGCUUUUGGAAAGUUUUCAACGGGAAAUACUGAAACUCUUUUAAAAAAUGAUUUGAGAGAAAAUUUGAUUUUGUUUUAUGAAAAAUACUAUUCUGCUAAUCUUAUGAAAUUGGCAAUAUAUUCUAAAAAUGAGAAUUUGGAAAAAUACCUGGAUUUUUUCAAAGAAAUAAAUAACAAAAAUUAACCAAAUCCAAUAUAUAAAGAAUUUCCUUUUGAAAAAAAAACACUGUCUAAGUAUAUUAAAUACAUACCAGUUUAAAAAGAUCAUAGGAUUAAUUUUAAGUGGUACCUAAAUUUUGAUCAAGAAGAUUAUAAAAAUAAAAAUUUUGAUUUUUUAUAACAUUUAUGGGGACAUGAAGGGCCUAAUUCUUUACUUUCUUUACUCAUAAAGGAAGAUUUAGCUUUCGAAUUAUUUUCUGGAAGUUCAGUUUAUAUGAAAAAUUUUGUAGAAUUUAAUGUAAAUAUAACAUUAAGUGAAUAAGGUUAGAAGAAUAUUACAAAAGUGGUUUAAUAUGUGUUUUAUUUCUGUUAAUUUUUAAAAGAAAUAAAAGAGGAAUAAUUUUAAAGGAUUUGGAAGGAAAUUAAAUUAAUGAAAAAUAUUUUGUUUGAUUUUAAAGAAAAAAGUGAUCCUUUAAAUUUAGUGGUUAAUUUAAGUAAAAUUAUGCAUGAUUUGCCUAUAGAAAAUGUACUUUAGUAUCCUUAUUUAAUGGAGACUUUUUCUUUUGAAAAAAUAUAAGAAAUUGUUUAAAAUUUUACUUUAGAAAAUUUGCUUAUUGUUCAUUCUUCACCUUUGUUUUCUUAAGAAGAAUGUAAUUUAAUAGAAAAUCAUUAUCAAACAAAUUAUUCUAUUUAAAAUUUUUCAUAAGAAAUUGAAUAGAUUUACCAAAAUCCUUUAAAUUGUACAAAUAUAGGUCUUCCUCCUAAAAAUAUAUUUAUUCCGGAAAAUUUCGAAGUCAUAAAAGAAGAAAGCGUGGGUAAUUUUCCAAAAAUAAUUUAUGAAAAGGAAAAUAUGAGAGCGUAUUUUAAAGGCGAUGAUGGCAUAUUUAAAACUCCAAAAGGGGUUUUUCAACUGAAUAUAUAUUAUAAAAUUUAAAACAGUUUUUUAUUUACUAAAGAAGAAAGAAUACUUUUUAAUUAUAUUUAUUAUUCUCUUUUUAAAAAUUUCAUUAGAGAAAUUUAAUAUAUGGCAUAAUUGGCUAAUUUAGUGGAUUCAUAUUUGUUCUAAAGAAGGAAAAUAACGUUAAAUUGUCAAGGAUUUUCCGAUAAAUUAUUAGAUUAUUCAUAUGAAAUAGUUUAAAAAUUAAUUUCAUUUAAUAGUUAGAAUAAUUAAGAAUUUUUCGAAUUUUCUAAUUUUGAGAGGUUUUUGUAAAAAAAACUUUUACUUUUGCAAAACUUUUAUAUAUAAUCUCCUCAUAAUUUCGAAGACCAUUUUUGUAAUAAUCUUUUAGAUAAUAAUACUGAAGAAAAAAUAAAAUUAUUUAUUUAAUUUAAGAUAAUUCUCCUUAAAAAUUAUAUGAAAAAUUCCUUGUUUAUAUAAAUAAUUUAUUAUUUAAAAGUUUUCUUGAAUUAUCCUUUAUUGGCAAUUUUUAAUAAAAAAAGCUAUAGAUUUUUCUGA
This is a messenger RNA of Ichthyophthirius multifiliis, 1998 nucleotides long. RefSeq names its product insulin-degrading enzyme, putative. The record is from RefSeq and is a predicted model, not a curated record. Gene Ontology annotation, molecular function: metal ion binding; metalloendopeptidase activity. The transcript is spliced from 2 exons. NCBI's taxonomy places the organism in Eukaryota, Ciliophora, Oligohymenophorea, Hymenostomatida. Gene Ontology annotation, biological process: proteolysis.